AUGUCCGAUUUCACUAUUGGCGAGAAUGUGAGCGUCUUCUGGGAGAAGCAGGAAAAGGGUCCAGUCACAAUGUCGUGCCGUCGGAGCUUGGGUACUCAAUAUGAAGCCAAAAUCACCGACAUCAAGAAUGUUAAAGGAGUUCCGUCGGUCAAAAUUCAUUACUUGAACUGGAAUAAACGAUUCGAUGAGUGGGUGCCGGCGAACUCCCCUCGGCUCGUCAAAAUCAAAAAUCAAAACUCUCCGAUUGCCGCCGUUGUGAAGGAAUUGAAGAGAGCCUCGACGAUGGUGGAGAAUACUGAUUCGAAACGUGCAAAAUCGUCGGUUGCGGUAGAGAAGACGGAAGAAGCUCAUUACACCAGAGACCAACACGGAGAAUUUCAGAAUUUGAUAGAAAGACUUGUGCAUAAAAUUCUCCGCGAAACGGAUAUUGUCGACACGGACAAUGCGGACGGCCGCAAGUUGUUCAAUUUCGUGGACACUUUCUUCUCGUAUGGACUGCUCACCGCCGAUGGAACCUACUGGAGAUUCAUCAGCCAAUUCCUGCCAUGUGUCGAGCAAAGAAUGAUAAUUUUUGAGUGUCCCAAUGCCAAUGACCGCGUAUUGUCAAUCGAGUGGUUGAAGACGUCGUUCAACAAGGGAACUCUCUACUUCUUACUUUUCGCUCUCACCAAACAGAUCAGCAAGAUUGAUAUGCACCAGUUUUACCACAUAAACUCGUGUCUCCGCAACGAUGGACUCGUGGAGGCUGUCACCGAGCUUAUGGAGAGACUCAGCACUGUCCAAUUUGCCUUCAAAACUUCCCGCCAGCUCCGUCAAGAGCCACUUCCAUCUGCUGUCGUUGAACCAUGUGUUGUGCAGGACUCUUCACGUGCUGCUGCUCGUCAGCGCAAGCUCACCGGGAAGGAAGCUUCCCAGGAGGUAGUGCCAAAUAGGAUCUCAACUGAGGUGUCAAGCCUCCUUACCCAAGCAAUUGAACAAGAUAUUCUUCUCGAUGAACUUGUCCGUACCCGUAAUCACCGUCUCAACACUGAUACAAUCAAGCAGAGUUUCGUUCGCGUUAAGCAAGAAGAGCCAGAGAUGCCAGAGUGCAAUCUUGCCGAUGGAGAGUUUCAAAUGAGCCAAAGAGACGCUCUUCACCUCGCUAUCAACGUUUUUGAGAAGUCGUCGGAAAAGAUCAUCACGUGCUUCAAAGUGCUCGAAAAGUUUCAUUCCGACUGCAUCAAGCUCCGCUUUUUCGUCAUGACGAACUACAACUCGUACGUGUUCGAUUUUCGCCACAAGACACAUCUCGGAUCUCCGGGAACGACAACUAACUUGUCAUCGGAGGGAUUCUUCAUCCCAAUGAUUCGUAUGGCUCAUGACCGUAUCAAGGCUAUCAAGGUUGGUAUUGACAACCUCUCAUUCGUGUUGGAAGCCAACGAAAAUGGUUUCAGCCAUUUCAUUGAGAACGUGGAGAGAGAUGACAAAACGGUCUUCACGUACACCGCCGCGUUGGCUGGAUUGGAGUGUGGCGCAAGUUUUAUCAACACGCUUGGCAAUAUCAUUGAGCAAAGUAAUCCUCUUCUCACCGAGCGCAUCAUGGUGGACAGUAAGAUAGGAUACAUGCGCAUGCUUCAGCCAAAUCUGAAGAAGCUGCUCUCCAGAGCCAUUGACAUUUGUUCGGCCGCUCUAUGCUUCUGGUACGAGCAGUCGUAUGCUGAGCGUGUGCCGUCGAUGACUACUAAAUCUGGAUACCUAUUCAAGACUAUUGCUGGAGUAGGAAUGAGGAGAUCACAGAUAGCCGAUGAGAGAUACUGUGUCAUAGUUAGGAACAGUCUCCAUGUUUUUCUCGACUCCAACUGCCAGAGGGAGGAUGUCGUGAUUAACUUGAGCACAGCGACCAUGUAUAGCACCGGGCGCGUCACUUUCCAGUUGAGAGGCCCUGAAGGCCAUUUCGAAUUUGAGUCAAGCUGUCAAAAAGACUACGCCGAGUGGAUGACAGUGUUGGGACAUGUCAUGGAGAACAAGGCGACACCAGAAAACAUGACUCCGUGCCUUACCGUACUCCUUGAGGGUAGCAUUGCAGUUGUUCAGGAAGGAGAAACAUUCUGGGCCGACGGAUUCUUGCGCCUCCUCAAUGAGAUCCCCGGUGACUCUUUCCAACAAGUCAUUGUUGUCUACCCAUCGAAAUAUAAAGGCAGUUUCACUGCUAACUGUGCGCCAGCUUUCUGCCUGGUUACUGGUGAGCAGUCCAUUCAUUAUUUCUUCCUCCGGUUCACCAAGGAACUCGAGCGUUUCACAAAUUCUAUCGAGGUCAUCUAUGGACUGAAACACCGGAAACUUGAUGAGCCAAUGAUGCAGACGCCAGUCGGGAAGACUAUCCACAACACGUGCUGCCUCGCCAAGAACCUCUGGCCGAUCUAA
Caenorhabditis remanei is the source of this 2403-nucleotide messenger RNA. RefSeq lists its product as uncharacterized. NCBI's taxonomy places the organism in Eukaryota, Metazoa, Nematoda, Chromadorea, Rhabditida, Rhabditidae. The transcript has 9 exons. Gene Ontology annotation, biological process: regulation of protein localization; Golgi organization; positive regulation of membrane tubulation. The coding region runs from base 1 to 2403 and encodes 800 amino acids. Gene Ontology annotation, cellular component: endosome membrane. Gene Ontology annotation, molecular function: kinesin binding. The record is from RefSeq and is a predicted model, not a curated record.